GUGUUUCAGAAUUGCCCCCCUGAAUGUUUUUUUUAAAGAUCACACCCUUAUAAAAAUGAAAACCCAGUUUCACCACACCCUUUUACUACCAGUGCUGACUGGGCAUUUGACCAGUGGCUGACGUGGCUAUGGAACCAAUCUGACUGUGUUUUCUUCAUCUUCCAUUUCUAGGGUAAGCUUCCUCCCCCAAUUCGUACGAGAUUCAUUUCCAUCCCUUUGCUUACUCUGUUCUUCCUCGUCCGUUCAAUUCGUUCAUCGCAGAGCCAUGGUUGGUAGCAGUUCACGCACGAGCACGGUUGGGUCAGUAUCAUCGCAUGAUUUGCCCAGAUGUGGGUGUGGUAAAACGAUGAAGAUGUGGAGAGCCAACACAGUGCAAAACCCCAAUCGAAAAUUCUUGAAAUGUCGAAACGCUGGGACUGGGAAUAGCUGUGAACUUUUUCUAUGGGAUGAUGAAAUACUCCAUUUCAGCAAAGGAGAAACCGUAACUUCACCAUUUUGUAAGAAGUGUGAACUACUACAAAUGAAACUGGAAUCAGUGUCAAACAAAUUGGAGAAAGCGAAGAUGAAGGUUGAAGUUCAGAAAAGGAAAAACAUGCAGCUUAGGAUAGCACUUGUUGUGUGUUGUAUGAUUGUUGGUUGUAUUUACAAUUUCAUGUAAUAAGUAGAAUUUAGUUAGGGUUGAAUGAUGUAGUUUUCAAUGAUGUGUAAUAUAAUCACAAACAUGU
Vicia villosa (hairy vetch) is the source of this 725-nucleotide messenger RNA. RefSeq lists its product as uncharacterized. The record is from RefSeq and is a predicted model, not a curated record. Gene Ontology annotation, molecular function: zinc ion binding. The coding region runs from base 266 to 658 and encodes 130 amino acids. The transcript has 2 exons. Lineage: Eukaryota; Viridiplantae; Streptophyta; Magnoliopsida; Fabales; Fabaceae.